CAAACAGAAUCACCCAACCACUAGAGGUGAUCUCCGAAAUCGGCUUUCUUUUCUCAGUGGCAUUUGGACCGCAUCUCGAAACGCAUCGAUCACGAGGGCGCGGUACACAACACCCCUCGUGUUUCGUGCUCCGGAAAUAUUUUUCACUUUCGUUUUUUCGCGGUGCCUCUGUGAUUCUACUUGUGAAGAGAAUCUGCCAUUGUUCAAGCUAUCGAAGUUUUGUGAAUUUUUGGUGAGGAAAGCGCCCCCUUCGGAAUUGUGAGAAGAUUUGUGAGAAAAUUGGGAUCGAAUUGUGGUGAAAUCACGAUUUAAUCGGAUCAAUAUUAAUAUUCGUGAAUAUAUUGCAUUAUAUUUAGAAUACUUUUGUUAUAUCGAUUAUUUUACGGAGUAUAUUUUGUGGAGUUACAAUUAAUUUAGAAGAUAUUUUUUUUACUUCGUCACUACGACUUGUUGUCUAGAAAUCGUUGCACGCCUAUUUUUGCACAAUCAUCAAAUUUAUCAUCGUUACCAUGUUCAUUGUCAGAGAUAUUAUCAUGAUCUAUUACGCAGUUUGGAAUUUAUAAUAUCUAUGAUGACGAGGUAAAGGAGCGAAGACAUUUGAAGAAAAAUUAUCAUUAAUCAAGAAUUUUCUCUAUCGAAAUUUUCUUCAAUUUUCUCGACACGAGCCUGUGAUGACCUAAGAAGGAUCUGUUCUUAUUGAACGGAAAUUGAAACUUUUUAAAAAAAGGAUUGAAUUUUGUUGUGGACAUAUUUGAAACAGUGCUGCAAGAAAAAAAAGUGAAAAAAGUAGAAGGAAUAUAAUAUGAUGUUGGGAAGCUACGAGGCGCAGCCGGAUUACUAUCCGCAAUGGCAUCAACCCUAUAAUUAUGUUACACAAUUACCGUAUGGUCCGUUGAACAUGCCAGAUGCGGAUAGCCAAUCGACGUACUGGGGCGCGGAUUCCGGGAUUUCUGGGGGUAGUUCUGGCGCAGGAAGUCCCACCGCCUCAACACCUCCCUUGAUCGAAGAGAUUGGUGUCCAGGAACCGAGUUACUCCCCACUACAACAAUACCCGCAAACUUCGAUGAACCAACACUAUUCCAAUCUAACUUAUCCACCCCAACAAGACGUCCCUCAUCACCAUUUUCACCAUCAUCAUCAUAAUCAUCAUCAACAAAAUCAUAGAAGAGAUAACGAUUAUUCCACGGUCUCCUCGAUAAACCAAGUCGAUGGCUCGCUUCAACAACAUCUUAGACAAGGAGUCAGAGACGGUGGCGUAGUUGUCAGGCCUAAAAGAAGAAACACGGCGAACAAGAAAGAAAGAAGACGAACACAGAGCAUAAAUAACGCGUUUGCCGACCUUCGUGAUUGUAUACCGAAUGUACCGGCAGAUACGAAGUUAUCGAAAAUUAAGACGUUGAGACUAGCAGCUUCGUAUAUUGGAUACUUGAUGGCGGUAUUGGAGAGUGACGAGGGAGAGGAACCGCAAACUUUUCGCGCCGAGAUAUUGUCCAAUGGCAGGAGGAACAAGACGGUUCAAGCAAAUCAGAAUGAAUCGUAUUUACACCAGACAGGUGUAGGAACCGAGGAAUCAUCGAAAAGCAAAGGACGAACUGGUUGGCCGCAACAUAUGUGGGCCCUCGAAUUGAAGCAGGAAUCGCCUACAAACCAGAUGCAAUAAAAUUACUGAUCUCUAUCUAUUUUUGACGCAGUGGCUUCUGUUCUACUGUGAUUAUCAAGAAACGAAUCAAAUGUAAGGUUAGAUCAAAGUUGGUAGCGAGCCAGGAAAUUUCAGAACAAUUUUCGAUUAUUCUUGACUUUUCCUAGCUAUUUAUUAGAUAUUUAAAAAAAUUUUUUCAUUUUUCAAUCAACGAAAUAUUAUAUAAUAAUAAGCUAAAAUUAAUUUAUUUACAUAAUUAUAAAAUAAGAUUAAUUAGUGGAAAAAUUGAAACAAAUAGAAUAUUAACCCUGUAAUACUAUAUUUAAAUACAUAAUCCUGAUAACAUUAUAUUUGGAAAUUCUUAUAACAAGUAUUCUCAUCGCAAAAAUAAAUAAAAAUAGAAUUUGAAUGAUCAAAACAAAAAUUUUAUUAAUAAAAGAAUCAAUUUCAAUAAAUUCAGAUUUAUUAUUGAAUAAUCUUUAUCUUUUGCAUGAUAAAUAAUUACCAAGAUGUAUAUUGUAUUUCAGGGUUAAUAAAAUAGUCUGAUAUUGUGUUAACUGAAAUAUUUUUGACACAAGUAUGAGAGAGUAAAAAAAGAUAAAUUUUUUAUGUCUUCACAUUCGUUUUUUCCCUCUUUUUUUAAAUUCAUUUUAUUUGAAGAUCUUUCACAUUUUUCAAUUACUUUUAAUUUAUUACAUUGAACAAUUAUAAAUUCAUUAUAUAAAUUGAGUAGAAUCUUUUAAUCUUCUCUCACAAUCAAAAUUGGUAGAUCAUUGUUUUUGUUUAAACAAGAAAACGUCGAUAAGUCUGUUGUAAAAUACAAGCGAUCGUUUGUAAAUACGCGUCUGUGAGUAUAGAUUAUGCGUGUAAAUAGAAGUAUCUGAUUUCUUAUUUCAUAAUAAUUUACAUCGGCCCUUUAUUAUUUGUCCACAUCUUAUUCUUCGUUGAAUUUCUUAUAAUUUAAAGAUCACACAAUUUAAUAGUUUCUUCUUCAUGUUUUGAAAAAUUUUAUUUCUUUUAUCGUUAUAAAUUCAUAUAAUUCAAUUUAUUUCCAAUUUUAUAUAAUUCAUUAUAUAAUUUUCAAUCAUCAAUCAUUGUGAACUUGAUCAUGAAAGAUUUAAAAAAAAAGAAGAUUCAAUUUAAUUAAUGAUAUUAUCUUGUAGCAAAACAAGGUUAAUAAAGUAUAUCAAGAAUUUUAUUAAUAAAUUGAUGAAAAAUGUAAUAAAAUGUAAUAUAAUAACGCUCAGUUGAAAGUUGUAUUAUGUCUAAAUAUAUUCUACUCUAUAGAUCUAAGCAAAAUGAUCUGUUUAAGAUGCUUGUAAACUUUUGUAUAAACUACUUAUCUUAGCAAUGUAUAAAAAGUCACUAGUAAUAAAUAGAAUACACGAUAAUUCAAUUAUUUUCUAUUCCUUUCAAUAAACUGUUAAAAAUCUUCAAUAAAUAUGUUGAAAUAAAUUUUUACUUCAUCUUUAAUUUGUCAAAAAAUGUUUUUCUUAGUUAGGACGUGAAAAAGGAUUAUUGUAGUAAUAGUAAGUUUUGAAUUUUUUUCAAUUUAAUUGCGCCAUUAUUUGGUUGUUACUUUUCAUAAUUGUUAUACAUAUAUGUUUUCACAUACGAUGAGAUAUAUCGUGUAUUCAUUUUCAUUAAAACAUCAUGAAUGAACAAGCUUUAAUUAUACUUGAUAAUAUGUAUUUAUUCAGUUUCAUUAUUUCGUUUGUAAUCAUUAUGCUGGAUAUGAAAUAAACGAACAGUUGUGUGAUGACUAAUGGAAA
This is a messenger RNA of Apis mellifera (honey bee), 3411 nucleotides long. RefSeq names its product heart- and neural crest derivatives-expressed protein 1 (gene Hand). NCBI's taxonomy places the organism in Eukaryota, Metazoa, Arthropoda, Insecta, Hymenoptera, Apidae. Gene Ontology annotation, biological process: regulation of transcription by RNA polymerase II; developmental process. The transcript is spliced from 3 exons. The record is from RefSeq and is a predicted model, not a curated record. Gene Ontology annotation, molecular function: protein dimerization activity; DNA-binding transcription factor activity, RNA polymerase II-specific; RNA polymerase II transcription regulatory region sequence-specific DNA binding. Bases 803 to 1660 code for a protein of 285 amino acids.